GGGAUGAAGACUCCUCUCAGCCCCUCACAGCUCCUGGAGAGUGGGCAGAUCUUUGCCUUUGGAGGGAUGUGUCAAGACCUGAUGGACACACCCACACCUACAAGCAUCAGUCUUUCUGUCCAGCAGACUCCGUCCCCAGGUCAGGGCGGGGCCUACUCGCUGUGUGAGGUGUGUAACCUGCAGCUGACCUCUGAUGCUCAAGCCCAGCUGCACUACAACGGCCGGUCUCACCUCCGGAGAGUGAGACAGCUCCAGGCUGGAGAGACGGGACAACAUGCAGCAGGGGCCCAAUCCAGGUCUCUCCCACAGGCCACAGGGCUCAGCUCUCAGCCUGCAGGACUAACUCCGACCCCAGGCCUGAGCCCAGGCCUCGGCGCUCCACCAAGCACCACUGCAGGAAGUGGGUGUGGUGCAGUAGGAGCACCGUUGCCGGGGCUGAUAGGCGCCACUGGUCCCUCAGUGAUGAUGAAACCAUUCCUGUCGUUUCCGGUCGAGACGACGUCACCCGUUGGACUUUUUCCAAACUUCAACACGAUGGACCCGGUGCAGAAGGCCGUCAUCAACCACACCUUCGGCGUUACCAUGGUGCCCAAGAAGAAACAGGUCAUCUCCUGUAACGUCUGUCAGCUGAGAUUCAACUCUGAUUCUCAAGCAGAGGCUCAUUACAGAGGCAGUCGUCACGCCAAGAAGCUCAAGUCUCAGGAGAACAAGGCCAAGGCCAAGCUGUCAGUCACUUCAGAGACCAAUGGGAGCAGCUCUAAGCCUGCGGGCCCCGCCUCUCAUGUUUCAGCUAACAGCAGCACCAAUCAGCACACAGAAUUUUUAUCCAGCCUCACCGACUCCACCUCCGCCUCCCCUAUCAAAGUCUUCCUCCUCCCCCCCUCCUCGUCCUCCCCUCCCUCCUCCUCCUCGUCCCCCUCCUCUAGCAGAGCGGGCAGUGAGCCUCCCCCACCCAGCCCCCCCUCCGCCCUCCCCGCUCCAGGCCUGUCUUCCUCUUCGUCCACCUCAUCCUCUUCUUCCAAAGCUUCUCCUCCUCCCCCUCCUCCAGCUCCUGUCACCUCCUCUUCAUGCCCUGCUCCUCCUCCUCCUCCUCCUCCUCUUCUUCCCCUUCUUCCCCUUUGCCAGGAUGCUCCUCCCUCAGUGGAGUCUGAGGAGGAGAAGGCGAAGAAGCUGCUCUACUGCUCUCUUUGCAAAGUUGCUGUCAACUCUCUGUCUCAGCUGGAGGCUCAUAAUGCAGGUUCAAAACACAAGACGAUGCUGGAGGCUCGGAGCGGGGCUGGGCCAAUCAAGGCCUACCCUCGACCCGGAGCCAAGCUGAAGAACGGCAGCAGCGCCGGGCUGAAGGGCUCCGGCCUGCAGAACAAAACCUUCCACUGUCAGAUCUGUGACGUCCACGUCAACUCUGAGAUCCAACUCAAACAGCACAUCUCCAGCAGGAGGCACAAGGACAGAGUGGCAGGAAAACCCAGCAAACCCAAAUACAGCCCUUAUAAUAAACAGCAGCGAAACUCUCUCACUAAGGAGUUAGUGAAGCCCUCCCUCUCUCCCCCUUUCCUCACCACACCCUUCGCUCCCCCGCCCUCCUCCCUCACCUCCACCAUCUCGCUCCCUCCCUCCUCUCUCUCCUCCUCCCCACUCCUCACUCCCACCUCCUCACCCCUCACCCCUGCCAUCUCUCUCCACCCUCGCCCUCCAGCCUCCUCAUCCCUCUUCACCGCCUCCUUCCUGCGCCCGGCUCCUGGACCAAUCAGAGCGAGCCAAGGGUCGAUUCUCUUCACACCCUACUGAUGACAGUGGCGGCGGUGGGGGGGGGGGGGGGGGGUCGAACCAGUGACCUCUGACCUCCAGUUUGUUGGAGCUGCAGGGGCAGAGGAGUCCAGAAGAGACAUCGGCUCUGCCGUUGUGGCUGCAGGGAUUCAAACCUUCUCACCUGACUGAGGCUUUGCAAAGAGACAUGAGAGUACAGAACUUCCUCCUUCUGCCUGGAUCAGACGUCUUUGUCUUGGGUCUGAAACAACCUGGAGCAACCUGUGACGAUUUUAUCCAAACUAGAAAUGGACACAUCGCUUUAAAUAAACCAGAGCUGAACCCAGGAAGAA
Lates calcarifer (barramundi perch) is the source of this 2099-nucleotide messenger RNA. RefSeq names its product zinc finger protein 385B (gene znf385b). The record is from RefSeq and is a predicted model, not a curated record. Gene Ontology annotation, cellular component: nucleus. Lineage: Eukaryota; Metazoa; Chordata; Actinopteri; Centropomidae. Gene Ontology annotation, molecular function: nucleic acid binding; zinc ion binding.